Messenger RNA from Salmo salar (Atlantic salmon), 9304 nucleotides. The record is from RefSeq and is a predicted model, not a curated record. NCBI's taxonomy places the organism in Eukaryota, Metazoa, Chordata, Actinopteri, Salmoniformes, Salmonidae.
GUGAGGGGAGGGAGGGAGAAAAGAGAGCGAGCCAGCCGCCUUCAAACAUGGCGUCUUCAUAGGAAAAUAACAAAAAACAUAAAAAAGAGGCCUACUUCUACCGUCUUCAUUGAUUUUCGGAAUUUAGAUUAUGGUUUCCAGACCUCGCGAUAUCGUCGUUAUCACUAUUUUCUAAUGUAAAAAGAGAAGGAAGCGUAGUAGGCUUUAUAAAUAGUAAAUCCGUUUUAUUUUGAUGCGUCGACAGGGCUAGCUAGCAUCUGCUAAUGUAGCCCACAACAAUUUUAGGGUGGGAAGGUAUUUUGCAUGCUAAAGAAAAUCACGAUAAUAUGAUAUCUUAUCGUUUGAUACAUUUUGCAACAAUCGUGAGAUAUCGAUGGUAGUUUUAUAAAUCUCGGAAUUUGUUCAGUAGAUAAAAUAAAGGGGAUGAGAUACGGCAGGAAAGGACGCGUUUGAUCAAAUGUUUCUGUGCAACUUAUCGAUGAUUGACAAAUACAAAAGUGUUAUCAUGAUCAUGCAUAACUUCGUUGCAAAUUGGCAAUUGUGGAAAUGAUAUUUGGAGAAAGUGUAGGAAAGGACAGACUGAUUUGAGGUGGUUAGAGUACACCCCCAGACCCCCCUUUUUUUCAUCCAGAUUUCUUCUCCCCUUCAUUUCUCUUUCAAUAUGCUGUUUUCCAUGGCCAAGGACUUGUUUAUGACAAGGGGGGAAUAGUCUAAAAUCGAUCACGGGGAAGACGGUUACCCCACUUCUGUCAUAAUUGCGUUCGUCCUUGUCACACACCUCGUAAAUUCAAAAUGGAUAGAAAUUACCCGGGAACAGGGUUCGGUGAUUUGGGCGCAGGAUGGAGUUACGAAAGAUCCGCGAAAGCAAGUCUCGUCUAUGGGAGCUCCAGAUCAUCACACCCUGAGUCAGAGCUUCUCCAUCGACAAGCCUACGGCACUCCUCACCCUCUGCAGGGCUAUGCCACCAAUCACCACCCGGGCAGCUCUGGCCAAGGAGGUGCUUGGGGAGCAGGACGGAGUUUGGGUCUCUCUGGACUAUUUGACACAGGUCUGCACCACGCCAGCCCCUCUGGGCCAGACGCCUCAGUCAUGAAUCUGAUCUCUGCUCUUGAGUCCCAGCGGGGUCCCCAGCCUCAACCCUCCGCCUCCUCCCUGCUUUCCCAGUUCCGCACGCCGUCCUGGCAGACAGCGAUGCACACCCCUGCCCCUGCCGAGCUCUUCAUCUCCGGCUCGGGCUCCUUCCCCUCUUCCUCUGCCCUCUCGGCCUAUCAGCACCCGGCCUCCUUCUCCAGCCGCUCCUUCCCCACCCUUCAGGACACUCCCACGUUCAGCCCUACCUCCAACGGACUCCUCUCCCCCCACGACCCUCUGCUGCACAUCAAGGGUCCCUCCCAGUCCAGCCUGGGCUUCGACCGCCUCCUGUCCUCUCAGGGCGCCGCCGCAGCCUACCGGGGUGCCCAGGACUCCACAGGCGCCGCCUCCUCGGCCCAGGCCUCAUCGGCACUACACAUCCAGUCCCACCAGUUCAACCUGCUGUCCUCCCAGCUGCAGGACCAGUCCUCCCAGUUGUACAACGCCUCAGUGUUCUCCUCAGCCCAAGCUCAGGCUCAGGCCCAAUCUAACUCGGUUCAGGAGAGGGCUGUGCCCCGGCAGGACAGCGUAAUCAAGCACUACCAGCGUCCCACGCCGUCCCAGUCACAGCUCUCCUCCUCGGCAGCCCACUCCCUGCAGCAGUACCUCAGCUGCGGAGGAGCCGGGUACCAGCAGAUAGCCCACCCCCGGCAUGCCGGCCUCUCCUGCAGCCCCCUAGGUGACCAGAGUCCCUCCUCGGACCACAAGGCCUCUUCCCGGACAGAACAGGUUUAUCGGCCCAUCAUCCAGCCCCCUUACUCGUCCUCCACCUCUUCAGCAGUGGGGAAGGGCGCCAAGAGCAACUCUAGCAGCGGCUACUCCUCGGCCAGCUCGGUGUCCUCCUCCCGCACCCCUCACACGCCCCCUUCUGCGUCCUCCACUUCUUCGACCUCCUCUUCUUCUUCCUCAUCUGCCUCGGGAGCCCACCCCUCCAACUCCAUCCCCCCCUCCAGCUCUAGCUCGGGCCCCCCUAGACAGCAGCCUCCCACCCAGAGUGCUCCCCCAGCUCCCCAGCAGCAACAGCCCCCUCCAACCUCAUCCACGUCUGCCCAGCAGCCCUUACCCAAGCACAGGCUCUCGAGCUACAGCUCACCCGCAUCCCUUGUGAAAACCCCCACCACUGCCCUCGCAGGCCAAACCCCGCCGCAACCGCAGACCCAGUCAUACUCACCCAGUCAGCCCCCUCUCUCCCACCUCCCCCAGUCCUAUGGCGGCUUCAGCUCCCCUCAGGCCCAAGACCUGAGCUCAGCCGGGGUAAGAAAAGGCUAUGGGAGCCUGGGAGGGCAAAGCCAGUCGUAUUCGGCGGAUGUGGUAUACGGGACUGACUCUGCUUAUGGGUCCCUCCCCUCCUCUCUAGGCGGAGAGGGAAGUCCGUCAAUAGGUUACGGCCCAGGCCACUCCCCUGCCCUUUUACGGUCGGGUGGGCCGUCUGGGGGUGGAACCUCAGGAGGCGGUGGUAGUAGCAGCUCAGGAGGUGGGACUUCUGGCUCAGGAGGAGGAGGAGCCACGAGCAGUAUGGCAAAUGAGAGAGGAGGUGGCGGAGGAGGGUCUUACCAUAUCCCUGAGUCGAUCCCCUCCCCGUCGGCCAACUCUGGGAUCAACCGUCCAGGGUUGCACUCCCCCGCCCCUGCCUGCCCCACCAAGACCCCAGGAGGAACGGGCUCUAACAAAUAUAUCUCCUCUGUCCUUUCCCCCACCUUCAUGUCCUCCCCUCAGGGCUACCCUGACACCAGAGGCCCUCGGCCCCAGUCCUACCACCCCAACUCCAACAAGACCAAAUCUGACCCCAGCAGCAUGCUAGGUGUGGGCUCUCAGAGGUCUCAAGAGGAUGUGGAUGACGACUUCUUGAUCCAGCACCUUUUCCAAGCCCAGGCCAGUCCAGUGCCCCAGGCGUCCCACCACCACUCCCAGCAGCAACAAUCUCAACAGACGGCCCAACAGCAGGCACCUCCCCAGCCCGUCUCCUCUACCACAGAUGGCGGCAAAGGGCUGUCGUCCUAUGAGCUGGGAAAGAGCUCUGAGGAGAGGUGCCACCUCCAGAGCGUUAUCCGCACUCACAGCGCCAUCUCCAGCACCGAAUCAGGCGGGGGGGUUACUGGCCUAGACAGACAGCUGGAGAUGUCUCUCAAGAAACAGCAGCAACAACAACAGAGGAAUGACAGACGAGGCGGUGGCAGGAUUGGAGGAAGAGGAAGUGCUGAGCAAAGCCACCCCCUCCUCCACCACUCUCUGGGAUCAGUGGUGCACUAUGGCCGGGGCGACCCAUACUCCCAGCACUCCCUGGGCCCCCAACACUCCUCCCACCCGCAGCAACAGCACACCGCCUCCCAUGCCCACCUUCAAUCCCUCGCUCACAUGGACCCGCAAAAGAAGCCACAAGAGCGCUCGGAGCUGGUGUACCCACGCAAGACCCCCGAGGUCCAGCAGCAACAGCACUCUCAGUCUCAAGCCUCAGCCUCCCUCAUGGAUUCCCCCACACACCAGUCCCGCCAAACGCCCCACCUGCUCCAGUCUGUGCUGUCCCACACCACCCGCAACAAAAUGGAGCCCCAUCAACAGCAGCAGCAUUCGGUGAGCCAACAACAAGCUAUGAUGGAUGGAGCCGGAGGGCGAAUGGGCCCAAAUAAACACCAGACUCCGACCCAGCAGGCUUCCCAGCUUCAGCUACAACUCCAGUCCCAGGCUUUGGAGGCCGCAGUGGCGGCCACUCACUACAGCCACGGACCUCCUCAACAGGACCAGAGCCAGUCCAAGCAACAACAGCAGAGCUCGGUGGUGUCCUCCCUGGACAUGCUGGAGUGCUCGCUCUCCCAGACCUCCAGUACGGAUGGAGGGGGAGUGGAGGAGAGGAGAGGAGGUGGUGGUGGAGGGAGCGGAGAGUGCCGCAUGCAACAAGAGCAGCAAAGGCUCGCGUCCCACCACCCUCAACAUUCAGAAGUCCACUCAUUACUCUCUGAGCCCGACAUGGGCUUAUCCGCCUCCUCGCAAGUGCACCACCUCCCCCAGCACCAUCAACAACAGCAACACCCCAACUCACACCACCAGCAAAGCCACUCAGGGCACCACUCCCAAGGCCAUGCUCACCCCCUGUCCAACCACUUGCCCCCUCCCUCAGCUUCCACCCACUCACAGCAACAGAAGUCCCAGUCCCACCCUUCCCAGCUCACCCUGGGCCAGCAGGUCCAAUUGGACCAGCAACAGCGCUCUGAGCAGCACCCGUUUGACACGGUCAGCCCCGUGGAGAAAAGCGGCGGCCAGAGCCAGAAUCACUUCGUCCCGCUCACCUCCAUCUGCUUCCCGGACUCGCUCCUGCAAGACGAGGACCGCUCCUUCUUCCCCGGCAUGGAGGACAUGUUCUGCUCGGACGACUACUCCAAGUCGAGCUGCGCCGGAGAAAGCGCAGGCCCAAUGCAGGGGGAGAUGAACAAAGAGGGACCAGGAGAUGGCCAUGAGGAGGCCAUGAAGGCUAAUUCAGGUAGAGGAAGUGGAGGGGGAAGCGGAAGAGCCAGCUAUGACAUGCAUGGCCACCACGGCGGCGACCAGGGCUACGUGCAGUACUGCCACGGUCUCUCCGAGUCAGGCAGCAGCACCAUGGACCUGGAAUCCCUCAAGACCCAUGAGCUGCCCUCCACCGUCAAUACGGAGCAGCUGGGCCUGAUCCAGUUGCAAGGCCCCGGAGGCAUGGGCGUCACUGGCCCGGGGAAAUUGUCCUCGAGUCCAGGCGGGUGCGCUGGCGGUACUGGUGUCAGUUCUGGAGGCCUCACCUCACCCAUCUUCUGCUCAUCGCGCCCCAAGAAGCUACUCAAGUCAAGCUCGUUCCAUCUGCUCAAGGAGCGCCGGGACCCCAACACGCUGCCCAAGAAGAGCUACGCGCAGGAGUACGAGUUCGAGGAUGACGAGGACAAGGACAACCAGCCGGCAGACAUCCGCCUGAACAGCCGCCGGCUCCCCGACCUCCUCCCCGACCUGGUCUCCAGUUGCCGUAAGACAGGAGGUGGGGCUGGAGGAGGAGGCACGCUCAGCCCCCUCAUGGGAGACCUUAACUUCUACCACUCGACAGGUUAUCCCCCCCUCGGCCCCCCUCCCCAGCUCAUGUCGCAGGACGUGGUCAAGAAAAGGGGACGUAAGCCCACCAAGCAAAAGAGAGAGGGGCCUCCCAGGCCCAGGGGUAGGCCUCGCAUUCGCCCGCAGCCAGAGCAGCACACGCCCUGUGGAAUGUUGACCGGUGAGAUGGGAGGAGGAACCGGAUUAGGAGGGGGGAAUGGAGGAGGAAUGGAUGGUAAACUGGGCAGGGACCGUGGUAGUGGAUGCCGGGUGAGGAGAAAUGACAUGUUUAUGGAGAUGACUAGGAAGGACCAGACGCAGCAACACCACCUUCAGCAACAACAGCAUCAGCUCCACCACCAGGCUCCACAGCAUCAGGAGCCCAUACCACCUCUCAAGAUCAAACUGCCCAUCGGCUCCAUGUCCUCUUCCGACGACCUGCUGAGGAUAGACUCUCUGUCUGGUACAGACCCCGCUCUGUCGGACGGCUCGGUGGGCUCGGCUCCCUCCCUUGGCCUGAGUCCCGGACCCCCGUGCGGAGGGACAGACUCCAACAGGACCCAGAACAAGAGCAAGCAGAACAGCCAGAUGCUGAGUGAUGGAGUGGAUGGAGAGGGGAUGGAUGGAAGGGUGGAUGAGAAGGAUUCGGAAUCCAAGGCGGGCUUCAUGGCCUCCUUCAUGGACUUCCUCAAGUCGGGAAAGAGACCUCAGGGCUUGGAAAUGCCUGUGGGAAUGGAAUCAGGACAUGGUGACGCUUCACCGCUCAAAUGUGGAGGGCUCUGUCCCUUGUCCUCAGUGCCGCCUCCAUUCGGGGAGGGUGAGGGCAACGGCGGCCUGGCCCUGGUUGGCUGCCCCAGCCCCUGCAAGCGCACCCUGGACGACGAGCUGAAGAGGAACCUGGAGACGCUGCCCUCGUUCUCCUCGGAUGAGGAGGAUUCGGUGGGCAAGAACCAGGACCUGCAGAAGAGCAUCUCCUCAGCCAUCUCGGCUCUCUACGAUACACCGCAGCUGGCCUUCCAGCCGCCCCCACCUCCUCCCCCACCCCAGUCCCAACCCCAACCUAGGCAGGCCCAGCUCACAUCGACCCCGCUGCAGCCCCCCACCCUCAGCCCCCAGACCCCCUCACACACCCCUCACACCCAGCUCCAGGCGGCCGAGCCGCUUCCCUCCCGGAGUCCCAGGAAGCACCAGUCGCCCCCCCCACCUCCCUCCGCCUCCCCCGCUCAAUCCUUCUCUCCCUCUCCCCCGCCUUCCCCCUUACCUCCCCUCUCUCUCCCUUCAUCACCCUUGCCGCCACAAGAAGCAGCACAACAGCAGAAGUCCCAACCUCUGAGCCCCCUCCCUCCUUUCAAUCCCUCCCCUCUUCAUCCUGCUCCCGCAACCCUCCCUCUCUAUCCCUCCCCUCUUCAUCCUGCUUCUGCCACCCUCCCUCUCUCCUCCCCGCUUCCUCAGUCAUCCCCGGCCACAGAGUUCCCUAAGUACUCACCGGAGCCGCGCGCGUCUCCGGAAGAAGCCCCUGGCUCUCAGGUCACCUCGCUGCACGUGGCUCAGAAGCAGGAGGAUGCCGCCAUCGCCGGAGAGAGCGAGGAGGACGAGAGCGAGAGCGGAGGUGAAGGCAUUUUCCGAGAGAGGGACGAGUUUGUGGUGCGUGUGGAAGACAUUGCAACUAUGAAGCUGGCCCUGAAGACCGGUCGAGAGCCUCCCCCCAUCUGGAGGGUGCAGAAAGCCCUGCUGCAGAAGUUCAGCCCUGAGAUCAAGGACGGAGAGAGGCAGUUCUGUGCCACCAGCAACUAUCUGGGCUAUUUUGGAGAUGCCAAGAGGCGGUACCAGCGCCUGUACGUCAAGUUCCUGGAGAACGUUAACAAGAAGGACUAUGUGAGAGUGUGCUCUCGACGACCCUGGCACAGACCAUCUGGACUGAGGCGACAGGCCCUCCCCAAAAUAGCGUCCCCGCCUCCCACCACCCUGACCCCGCCUCGAGCCGAGAGGGAGCAGCGAGUGGCACCGCCACGUGAGCCAGUGCAGCAUGAACCGAGGGAGAGAACAAGGGCAAAGAACGAACAGCGAGAAAAGGCGACUGCGGGGUUGAAAGAGAAGCAGAGGGAGAAAGAGAAGAGGGUACAGCCAUCUCAGGAGAAGCCUGAGAAACGGGCCGCCUCGGUGGCAACGAUGGAACGAGGGAAGGGGAAAGAGGAGAAGAAAGGAGGAGUGGAGAAAGAGAAGAUGGAGUGCCCUCCCAAGUCGAAGCCAGCCAAGGUCAAGGCAGAGCCUCCUCUGAAAAAGAGGAAGAAGUGGCUGAAGGUCCCCUCGUCAUCUGAUUCAGACUCGUCCGAGGAGGCAGCCAGUGAGGAUGAGAUGCCAGUGCGAGGCGGGGUGAACAACCGGGCCAUGCGCGAGAUGUUCAGGAGCUAUGUGGAGAUGCUGGUCAGCACGGCACUGGACCCCGACAUGAUCCAAGCCCUGGAGGAUACAGACGAUGAGCUGUACCUCCCCGGGAUGAGGAAGAUUGACAGCAUCAUUGUGGAACAGAAGAGGAGGCUGAUGAGGAGAGUUAACAUGGGUACUCAGCACCAGGAGGCCCUGCACACGUACCCUCAGAUGGCGGGAGACCCCCUGGACUCAGGAGCUGUGAGGGUGCGGUUCAGUGGGGAGGGCUACAACCGCAAGACUCUCAACAGAGUCAAGAAGAGCCUACCCAAACCACAGGACCUUAAACUGUCAACAGAGUCAUGUCGGAUCUACAGCCUCUAUCACUCCCUGCAUCAUUAUAAAUAUCAUACUUUCUUACAUUGUAAGAAAGAGACCAACACUAUAGAACAGGCAGCUGAGGACCCUGGGCAGGAGGAGGUGGUGCAGCAGUGUAUGGCCAACCAUGGCUGGCUGGACACCCUCUUCAACUCCUUCAUCGAGCUGCUCACACUCAGCACCAAGGCCUGAGAGACAGACCAAGGGGAAAGAAUACAGAAAGAAAGAAGGAAAGCCAAAGAACAUAAGGCACAGAAACUAGGGCCCCAGAAACAGAGGUUGGUGAACGAGUGGAAACGAGGGAAUAGAGUUGUAUAGAGGCCCCAUCCCACCUGGAGUCGUGUGGGUCUGAGGGACAACUUGAAAGGCCACUCUAGGAACAAGAGGGUUGGUAGGUGUGACCUUGGAGAGUGACCUCUCCUUAGUUGCUCAAUUACUAAAAUAUAGAAUUACUUGACCUUGAGAAUGGACGAUGACCCCACAGGUGCUGGAGUCGUUCCUGAUGGGCCAAGAGAGGAGACUCACCAAUCAGGAGACAAAGACCGACGUUAGGGUCACAGAGAAAAGACAAGGCAGAUGGAUGAGGUAUUGCACCAAGUCACAGAGGAUUGUCAUACUGACAUUGUAAAACUGUGUCAGUCCCAAACAGUUCAGAGAGAAUCUAUUACUCUUUCGUUUUUACAUAAAUUAUCUUUUAAAGACUCUAACGGCUUUUAAUGAGUGGACGUGGGCGAGAAUGCUUUUUAAAACAUUGUUAGAGGAGUGCAGUGAGCAGUGUGACUAUAUGGGAACGGAUGCAACAUAAAGGUGUUAAUUCUCGCUCGCUCUAUGCGACAGUAGUCGGCAGUACCGGUGCGCUAUGUGGUAGUAUAUAAACACAUUUGUAUUAUUUAUGAGGUUUUUAAUAUAAACUCUCACAAGCGCUGGGAUGCCGCCUUAGCAUUUUAAGUAACAUUUUUCACAGGUUAUACAUAAAAUCGUACACCCACAUAUCCAAGCUGUCUUCCUUUUUUUUCUAUACAAAUGAUUUGAGGACGAGACGAAAACGUGUUAUCAACUAUGUCUGUAAAAGGGGAAAAUGGGAGAGUAUAUUUGAAAUGUAGACAUUGUAGUGCUUUAGUUCAUUCAGCAGAAACAUGCAGGUUAAAAAUGAAAGAAACUAAUAACCGUAUCCAGUUCCCUUACACACGAGUGGUUAUAAAUAAGUAAUAUUUAAAAAGGAAAUAGUCAUUUCAUUUUUAUCAGUUUGAUGUUUCCAAAAAAAAGUCUAUCAAAUUUUCCUUCGAAAGAAAGUCUGUGUAAAUAUUGUACAGUUCUUGACACAUUGUUUUCUUCUGUACAUUAACCCUGUAUUUGAAAAACAAAUAAAACCGGCAAAGAACAA